Podarcis raffonei (Aeolian wall lizard) is the source of this 2296-nucleotide messenger RNA. RefSeq names its product zinc finger protein 397-like. Bases 493 to 2094 code for a protein of 533 amino acids. Lineage: Eukaryota; Metazoa; Chordata; Lepidosauria; Squamata; Lacertidae. Gene Ontology annotation, molecular function: RNA polymerase II cis-regulatory region sequence-specific DNA binding; DNA-binding transcription factor activity, RNA polymerase II-specific. Gene Ontology annotation, biological process: regulation of transcription by RNA polymerase II. The transcript is spliced from 5 exons. The record is from RefSeq and is a predicted model, not a curated record.
GUUAAAGCCAGCGAGCUCCUUGCCAGUCCUAGAGGGGUUCUGGGAGGUGUGUUUAGGCUUCCUAGGGUGGAAAUGCGGAAGUGUGGGUGUGCAUGUUUGGGUGUGGGGAUGUGCAAAAGAGAGAGAGAGAGGCAGGCGAGGCAGGACGUGAAAAGUCACAAUUUCACUUCCUGUGUGCCAUUUCUUCCUCUCCAGCUGGUUGGAGCCUCUUCUAGAGUGUGUGUGUGUGUGUGGUUUUGGGGCCAAUGCAACUACAGUCAUACCUUGGUUGGCGAAUGCCUUCGACUCGAACAUUUUGGCUCCCAAACACCAUAAACCCAAAAGUGAGUGUUCCGGUUUGGGAACAUUCUUUGGAACCCAAAUGUCUGACGUUCCUUCCGCGGCUUCCGAUUGAGUGCUGGAAGCUCCUGCAGCCAAUCAGAAGCUGUGCCUUGGUUUUUGAACAUUUUCGGAAGUUGAACGGAUUUGCGGAAUGGAUUCCAUUUGAGAACCAUGGGAGCCAGGACCACCUGUUCAGCCCCCUCUGCGAUCUUGCGCGAGAGGCUUGCGCCAGGGAUGAAAAUGGAGGAGCCAAGCCAAGCAGCCCCCAAACCGGUGGAGGGAGCAGAGAGUGUGAGGAAGCCCCACCAGAGGGGCUGCAUCCGGGAAUUCCUGCAAAAGAUGCCGUCCCAGCACCAAGUGAAAGAGGAAGGAGGGGAAGGGAUCCUUCAGCGCUGGGAGGUCCAGUGGCAGGAGUUCCUGAAGGAAGUGGAGUCCCCUCACGUGGGUUGGGGGGUCCCGCAGCCGCCAGAGGAGCCCACCCCGUGGGAUGACACCCAGGCCUUCUUCGCCUCCUUCGAGCAAGUGGCCGAAGCCUGCCGCUGGCCCCGGGAGGAGUGGGCAGCUCGGCUCUCGCCGGCCCUCAGCGGAGAAGCCGAGCGGGCCUUCCGCAGGCUGGAGGGCCGGGACAGAGAGGAUUAUGGGAAAGUGAAGGCGGCCAUCUUGCGCGGGGACGCCAUCAGCAGGGAGAAGAACCGCCAGUACUUCCGGCGCUUCUGCUACCGGGAAGCCGAGGGGCCGCGAGGGGCCUACAGCUGCCUCCAGGAGCUCUGCCGGCGGUGGCUGAAGGUGGAGAGGCACUCCAAGGAGCAGAUCCUGGAGCUGCUGAUCCUGGAGCAGUUCCUGACCAUCCUGCCUCCAGAGAUCCAGAGCUGGGUCAGGGAACGGGGGCCAGAGACCUGCUUCCAGGCAGUGGCCCUGGCUGAGGACUUCCUGCUCAGGCAGCAGGAGGCAGAGCAGCCAAAACCUCAGGUAAGCGUGCCGUUUGAGGAGGUGGUCCUGAGUUUCUGCAAGCCGGAACUGGUUCCUUCUGACCCCGUCCAGCGGCAGAUGCGCCGGGAGACCAAGCAGGAAGCUGACCACGGAGAGGCCCUCUUAACAGGAGCUAAAGGGUGGACGAACCUCAACGAAGCGGAGAGGUACAGCCCGGAAGAUCGCGAGCAUCUGCCACCACGUGGGAUGUCGGUUUGGAGAGCAGGAGAGGACGUUUCCUGUUUCCGCGAGCAGGGAAGUGCUCAAGGUGGGCACCAGGAAGCGGACUUCGGGCGAGAAGUCGGUGUGUCUGUCCCGUUUGGGGGCACAUUCCAGGAUCUGAAGGAGGAUGCACACCAGCGGAGGAGUCACACUGGUAAGAGACCAAGCAUCUGCACUGCGUAUAGGAAGAGGUUUGGCCAGAGCGCGAACCUCCUUAAGCACGAGAACAUCCACUCGGGAGAAAAGCCAUUCAAGUGCUCCGACUGCGGGAAGCGGUUUAGCCAGAAGUUCCACCUUCUCGGGCACCGCAAGAGAUGCGAGAGCGAGAGGCCUCACAAGUGCCCCACCUGCGGGAAAAGGUUCUCUCGCAGCUCCUACCUUAACACUCACCAGAGAAUCCACACGGGGGAACGACCCUACGAGUGCUCGCGGUGCGGGAAAAGCUUUAGCCAGAAAGCUAACCUUAACACACACCGCAGGAUUCAUACGGGGGAAAAGCCCCACGAGUGCCCGGUGUGCGGGAAAAGGUUCUCUCGCAACACUUGCCUUAAUAGACAUCAGAGAAUCCACACUGCACGCUAAGCUGUAAAGAUGGCAUGGACUGCAGGGGGGUUAUUUUUCCAUGGCAGCAGGGCGAGAUGCAGGAGAUCAGUACUGCCAAAUGACUGAUUGAGUGGAUUGCACACCCGAGCUAAACUUCAGUCACAAAAAUGUCCUGUGUUUAGACAUUGUGUAAUGCAGGAGCAUUCGGUUGCUAACACAAUAAAGAAUAUUCUCCAUUCCU